AUGGAGCCUUUGGGAGCUUUCUGUCCUCGCUCCAGGCCAUCUUGGCGACUGGUCUUGAUUGGGGUCUUCUGGCACCUAAGACAGGAGGGUCGUAGCCCUGCAAAGAAGAUGAAAAAGCCACUGGAGACGAUCAACCCUAGGCUCCCACUUGUUAUGAAAAGUAGAAAGUGUGCUCUGGGGUACAAGCAGGCCCUGAAAAUGAUCAGACAUGGCAAAGUGAAACGGAUCCUCCUUGCCAACAACUGCCCAGGCUUGAGGAAAUCUGAAAUAGAAUACUGUACCAUGUGGGCCAAAAGUGGGGUCCAUCACUACAGUGGCAAUAAAAUUGAAUUGAGCACAACAGGUGGGAGAUACUACAGAGGAUGCACACUGGUUGCUGUUGAUCCAGGUGAUUCUAAUGUCACGAGAAGCCUGCAGACUGGGGAAAGGUAAAUCACGCAAACAUUUUUCUUUACUAAAACUGGCUAGAGCUUGUUAAAAAAAAAGUGUGUGUGAGUUGGUAGUGUGGCAUAAAUAAGUAAAGCUACAACAGGUAUCAUUAGGGUCGAAACAUAGACAUAUUGGUGGCAACAAGCAUACUGAUUGAGCACACAGUUUCCGAAGCUAAACUGAAUGGCUUAAAGUCCUUCUGGGCCACAUAUUAGCUUUGUGAUCUUGGGCAAAUGGCUGGGAUAUUUUGUGUUCCCAUUUCUAACUCACUGAUCUGUUACAAAGAUUUAAAUGUAUAAAUACAUGUAAUUGUUUAGAAUGUCACCUGGCACAUGGCACUUAAUGAUGUUAGCUCUUACUACCUUGCUGAGGACGGCAUUAUGUGAAGACAGAGCUGAGAAUGCCAGAAGCAAUAGCAUUCCCAUGUCAACCAGAGAAGCUGCA
Molecule: messenger RNA, 873 nt
Organism: Felis catus (domestic cat)
Lineage: Eukaryota; Metazoa; Chordata; Mammalia; Carnivora; Felidae
Product: 60S ribosomal protein L30-like
Exons: 2
Coding region: 1-432 (143 amino acids)
Cellular component (GO): cytosolic large ribosomal subunit
Molecular function (GO): structural constituent of ribosome; RNA binding
Source: RefSeq, a predicted model, not a curated record